Molecule: messenger RNA, 204 nt
Organism: Plasmodium malariae
Lineage: Eukaryota; Apicomplexa; Aconoidasida; Haemosporida; Plasmodiidae
Product: RNA polymerase II transcription factor B subunit 5, putative
Exons: 1
Coding region: 1-204 (67 amino acids)
Biological process (GO): nucleotide-excision repair; transcription initiation at RNA polymerase II promoter; transcription by RNA polymerase II
Cellular component (GO): transcription factor TFIIH core complex; transcription factor TFIIH holo complex
Source: RefSeq, a predicted model, not a curated record
AUGGUUACAGCUAUCAAAGGAGUCUUAGUUAAAUGUGAUGAACCAACAAUGCAAAUUAUUGUACUUUUGAAUAAAGGCAAAAAUUUUUUAAUAGAAAAAAUUAGUGAUACUGUUUGUUUAUGUAAAGAAAAUGUAUACGAUUUUUUGGAUAAAGAGGUAAUAAGACAAUUAGAAUUUUCCGAAAGACAUGAUAUAGAGGAUUAA